AUGGCGCACAGGGCGGGUCGCCGCACGUGCCGCGCGCCGCGGCCAGGACCCCGGCUGGUCAGCAGGGACCCGAGCGCCUCCGCUUCCUCCUGCUCCUCCUCCCAGGGCCGUGGUCCGCAGCGCCCCGCCGGUGCGGACGGCCGGGGUCCGCGCUCUCUCCGGUGUCAGCCCUGCCCCGCGGCGGAGCGCUGCGCGCGGCUCUUGACUCUCUCGGCGGCUCGCGGAGGCCGAGCAGGGCGGGACGCGGCUCGGCGGCUCCCUCCUCCCUCGGCCAGCCCGUGGGCCUUUAUAAGCUGGGCCCCCGCCCUCCCGGCGUGCCCGCCCCCGCGCCUCCCCGACGGCCCGGCGCGCCCCGGCACCCACUCUGCGGCUCCACGCGGCCCGCGCCCCGCACUGGCCCUCACGCCCGCAGCGCCCCCUGGAAACCGUGGAGUGGCUCGGAGGCCCCGCUCGCAGGGCCGCAGCCGGGCUGGGGCUCGGGUGGGAGGCCCCGUGAGGUCCAACGAGGACUGGGGGCGCUUCCACCGGCGCCUCUGCCUGCCGCCACCACCACCACCACCACGGGCCCUGCCGUAA
Rangifer tarandus platyrhynchus (Svalbard reindeer) is the source of this 576-nucleotide messenger RNA. NCBI's taxonomy places the organism in Eukaryota, Metazoa, Chordata, Mammalia, Artiodactyla, Cervidae. The record is from the annotation of a GenBank genome assembly.